Molecule: messenger RNA, 1746 nt
Organism: Brugia malayi
Lineage: Eukaryota; Metazoa; Nematoda; Chromadorea; Rhabditida; Onchocercidae
Gene: Bma-rabs-5
Exons: 11
Coding region: 1-1746 (581 amino acids)
Molecular function (GO): metal ion binding
Source: RefSeq, a predicted model, not a curated record
AUGGGUAAUGAUGACGCAGAUAACUUGGGUGGUGCAUUUAGACAAGGUUUUUUGUGCCCAUUUUGUAUGCAAGAUUUGGGUGACUUAGUCACUUUACAUGUUCAUGUUGAAAAACACCACCCAAAAUCAACACCCGCUGAUUACUCCCUUGAUCAUUUUAAAGGUAUCUUCGAUAAAGCUAAGCAAAAGAUUUCACAUAUAGAUGCAUUCUUUUUAAUUGGUGAUGCAAACUCGAAUAAUGGAGGAGCAGCUGCAGUUUCAAGAAGUUUUCCUAGUAUGGCAGAUGGUCGUGUCGAAAAAUUUUCUCAUGCAAUGCACGCAUUUACUUUUUUGCAGGAUCUUGGAAUCACAAGGAGUCAUACAGAUUUUUACUUGAAAUGUCGAUCUCCCUGUAUAAACGACGCUGCUGUAAAAACAAAUAGUUUGAUUAUUAGGCUUGAUAAGUUAAUUAAUCAAUGUCCUUCAGAUUCAAAUAAGCGUAAAGCUUUUGAACGUGAAACAGUACCUUGGGUGACUGAUCGUGAUGUGCUGAGAUGUCGAACAUGUUCCAUGAAAUUUUCAUUGACUAAGCGGCGGCAUCACUGCCGGCUAUGUGGCGAAAUUAUAUGUCACGCAUGCUCAAAGUUUCUUGCUUUCGUCGAUGCUCGCAAAUUGACAAAUCCAGCAUUUGCGGCACAGCUGUUGGAAGAAAUUAACAGCUCAGAGACGAAUAUUUCAGAAGAGCCAUUAAGUCGUUUGUCACGUUCGGCGUCUGUUACUGAAGCUAUUAAGCAAGUUAUAUCUAGUGAAUCGUUGCAGUCAGUGCGAUUAAAAGGCGAAAAAUUAUUUUCCUCAACGUUGUCAUUGGUGAAACGGGAUGGCACUGAAAUCAGCUUAGCGUCGUUGCUUCAGCAGGAUGAAAAUGAGCACCUGCGAAUUUGUGCGGAAUGUAAGAUCUUGUUAGAUGUUCGUAGCGAAAAAAUGGAGAUGCUUACCUCGCCACCGAUGCUUGUAAUAUUGUAUGAACGACUUUGUUCUCUUUUUCGUGACGCUGAAAAGCUAGCUUCCUCCUAUGCACGUAUUUCAGAAUCGCUGAGUCGAGGAGAGACCAUGUAUACAUUAGAAUCUGCUAUUCAACUAAGAAAUCGAUUAAUAAAGUUGCAAAGAGAAAUUGAUUCUGUAAGUUUUCGUGUUGAGAAGCAUUACAUUACUGAAGAAAAUACCUCUGGACUUUGUGCAUCACGGGAGAAAGUCAUUCGAAAGAAUAUUCGUGAUUUUGCUCUGCAAAUAUUACAGCAACUAGUGACGCAAAUGAAUCUUCAUCCAACUGAAGAUCGCUAUAAUGAAUUGCUAGAAAAAAGACGCGCUGAUAUCAGACAUCGAAUAGAUAUGGAAAGAAAGAGAAAUACAAUCAUUUUGAAGCCGUCAACUUCAAAUCCUGGAUUUGGCUCACAUUUAAGCGAAACAAAAGAAAUGGUUCGACAAAAUGUUAAGAGUUAUUUGAAAGAAUCUAUUUCCUUUUCCGGUAUUGUUAGUGGCUGUGAAGAUUGUGGCUGGACCCCAUCUAGAAUGUUUCUUCACACUAACCCAUUUGUUGAAGAGGAAGAAAAGGCUAAUCCAUUGGAGGAGCAAAUCUUUAUCAUCAAAGGGUACUUAAAACAAGCUGUGGAGGAUAGUCGAUUGGAAGAAGUUGAAAUAUUGGAACGAAACUUGUGUGAUCUUGAGCAUGAAAUUGAAAAGCUGAACAAAAACACUUCAGUGCAAUAA